Asterias rubens (European starfish) is the source of this 5930-nucleotide messenger RNA. RefSeq names its product thrombospondin type-1 domain-containing protein 4-like. Lineage: Eukaryota; Metazoa; Echinodermata; Asteroidea; Forcipulatida; Asteriidae. The transcript has 13 exons. Gene Ontology annotation, biological process: extracellular matrix organization. The record is from RefSeq and is a predicted model, not a curated record. Gene Ontology annotation, cellular component: extracellular matrix. Bases 1 to 3366 code for a protein of 1121 amino acids. Gene Ontology annotation, molecular function: metalloendopeptidase activity.
AUGAGGGGGUCGAUCAGUCUUGCCAUUCUGGUCGUUGUCGUAGGGAGCUUCAUGGGAGGGGGUGUGUCAUCCAGUCCCAGGUUCACCCCACUUCAGCGCAGACGAAGUCACCAUGGCACGCCACAGGUGAGCAAGGAUCAGGCUCAACGUGUUGCUGGAGGUGGAGCUGUGAAUGAUAAAAGGAACAUGCUGUCUGGGAAGGAGCUUUGGACUAUCGGUUGCGAUGGAGUUCUUGGCUCAAACCGCAAAAUGGACAAGUGUGGAGUGUGUGGCGGCACUAACACACAGUGUGAAGUCAUGUCGGGCGUCUUCACCAGCAACAUGGAGCACGGUUAUCACAAGGUUAUGGUCAUACCAACAGGGGCCAUGUAUAUCAACAUCACAGAAAUUACAAAGAGCAGAAAUUAUUUGGCCCUGGAGGGAACCAAUGGAAAUAAAUACAUCAACAUGGAUUGGAGGAUUGAUGUGCCUGGUAACUAUUCAAUCGCUGGGACGUACUUCAUUUACAAACGAUCCCCUGGUAGGACGGGUAUCGGAGAGCAGUUCUUUGCUGAUGGACCAACAACCGAAGAUCUUAGUUUCAUUGUCAUAAAUCAACAGAAGAAUCCAGGCAUCGCAUACGAGUACUCCCUACCAAGAUCCACCCCCAUUGAGGAAGAGGAAGAGAUUGAGCAACUCCCAGUAGUCACCACCCCGCCACCCCGCCGCAUCCCACCCCGGGUACCCCAACGCCCAGUCAUCCCUGAUGUUGAAGACCGCCAGGAUAGACAGGAUCCUAAACCACCAAAGACUCAGGUGAAUGGAGGCGUAUCGCUGAGUACAGUCCUCGGUGCCGGUCAAGCACCAGUCUUUCCAGGCAUGGGGAAAGCACCAGUUUUUCCUGGUACAGUUCAAGCACAGAAACCUGCAGAACUGGAUGAAGAUUCUGGUGUACCCGGGCAACCAGACAGGGGUCAAGCUCAGCCAGAUAGUGGUCAAGCUCAGCCAGACAGGGGUCAAGCUCAACCAGACAGGGGUCAAGCUCAGCCAGACAGGGGUCAAGCUCAGCCAGACAGGGGUCAAGCUCAGCCAGACAGGGGUCAAGCUCAGCCAGAGAGGGGUCAAGCCGGCCAACCAGAUAGAAGUGGUCAACCGACAAACAGUCAACCUGACAAAGGUCAAAGUAGCCGGCAACCUAUCAGGGGUACAAUCACUCAAGGUCGCGUUCAACCAGUCAGUGUACAGCCAAGCAGGAGUCCUGGUCAACCAGUAAGUGGUCAGCAACAGAGCGGCGGUCAAGUAGACAAAGACACUAGAGGCACUGAAGGGGGCGGCCAGCAGGUUGACAGUCAGGUUGAGCCACAAGCAGAUAGCGGAGGGCCAUCGUUGCCGUUCAAUCCAUUCAGAGGAGUUGAAACCCAAGCAAGAGAGUACCCAGACUCAACCUAUAGAAAGGGAUCGACUGGAAGGGAUUCCACAGGGGCUGGUACCCCCACCCAGGGGCAGACUUACCCCACCCAAGGACAAACUUACCAAAGCCAGGGACAGACGUACGCAACGCAGGGGCAGACUUACCCUGGCCAGGGGAGAGAUUCCUUGUAUCCACCACAAGGUGAUGGAGUUAACCCAGAAAGGGGCACAGGAGGACAGACUGAUGGUAGAGGAUAUGGAAAACCCGUUGCUAAACCAGAUAAUCCCUAUCAAGGUGGUAGAUAUAGAUACACACCUGGUCAGGACUCCACUCCAAUUACAAAUCCCUACACUAGACCGACUUAUCCUAACAGGAAUCCUAACCCAAACCCAUACCCCAAUCAAAAUCCUAACCCAAACCCUAACCCCUAUCCCAACCCAAACCCUAACCCAAACCCAAACCCAUACCCCAAUCGCAACCCAUACCCGAACCAGAACCCCAACCCUAACCCGAGUGGAAACCAGAGGCAGUACCCAGGAACCAAUCCAGGAUCCUACGGCAAUCCCAACCCUUAUCCUAAUCCUAAUCCCAAUCCCAACCCAUAUCCCAAUCAGUAUCCCAACCGCUACCCGAAUAACCAGGACUCUCAAGGUGGACAGCCGCCCAACUCCCGAUCGGAGCAGCCCUACCUACAGAUAGACCCCAUUGAGUCUCGGCGAGGUAGCAGUAGUGAUGGCUCCAGUGAUUACUCAGCCUUGGAGAGUGGGCGUUAUGGGGGUAGAGAUGCACCCCAGGUCAUGUACGGAUGGGUGGAUGCUGGACUGACGGACUGCUCAGCAAGCUGUGCUGGAGGUAUCCAACACACCAGAGUGGAUUGUAUUCACUGGUUGACAUUCAAACCAGAAGAUCCUAGUAAGUGUGAUGGAACAAGACGGCCAGCAACCCGCCAGAUACCAUGCAACAUUGAGCCCUGCCCACCGGUAUGGGAGGUCACCGAAUGGAUGGAGUGCAGCCGGACAUGCGGUGCUGGCCGUCAGAUGAGGCAAGUCUCCUGCAAGCAGACGUUGACCCAAUCUCUGAUCAACAUGGUACCCCCAGACCGCUGUAACCCACGACUGGAGCCGGCCAGGGUGCAAGAGUGUCAACUAAAGGCCUGUACAGCGUGGAAGACAGGAGAGUGGGAAGAGUGUGAUGUGCCUUGCAACGAGGGUAGGCGUCAUCGAGACGUGACGUGCAUCAACGAUGAACAAACAGAGCUUGAGGAGAGUGAAUGUGCUGGGAAGACCAAACCGGCCAAUCAGGAGAUUUGCGAUAUGGGACCCUGCAUCAGCAACUGGUUCGUCUCUGAGUGGAACGAUCUGUGUUCCUCAGAAUGUGGCGGUGGUCACAAGAGUCGUUAUGUCGUCUGCUCAACAGAAGGUACUACUGAAGUCUUACAUGACGACGCCUGCAACACUAUCACUAAACCAAGAACUUCAAGGACAUGUAAUAACAUGCCUUGCGGUGCGGUGUGGCUGACAUCAGAAUGGAACCAGUGUUCCGUAGAGUGUGGAGACGGCAGCCAGACUCGUAUGGUGCUCUGUGCCGGUGCUGAUGAGCCUCAUAUUGUCGUCAAUGAAGAGCAGUGUGCCAUGAAGCCCAAGCCGACCGAAACACAACCCUGUAAACUCAAGGAAUGUGUCUCUAUGUGGUUCAAUUCCGAUUGGACUCAGUGCUCAAGAACAUGCGGAGGAGGGCAGAGGAAACGAGAUGUCAAGUGUCUGGACACCAACAUGAGUCCGAGUACCGGUUGCGAUGAGUCGUUGAGACCGUCUGCCACACAAUCAUGUAAUAUACAACAAUGCACCACUAAUAUACCAGGGAGCGACUGUCGAGACAAGUUCCCGUACUGCGAGAAAGUUGCCAAAGCACGUCUCUGUACCUACAUGUACUACAGGAGCAACUGCUGUUACUCAUGUUUCAGUCACUCCAGAUGAUACAAAAACUCCUCCCAUCAGUACCAGUCGAUGUCCGAAACCGUCAAAUAAACAUUUAGGGUUUUCUUCGUCUUCUUCUUCUUCUUCUUUCUUCAGGGAGUAAAUUUUUUUGACACUUUAAUUUUGUCUCGUUGAUUAAAAAAGAGAGACAAAAGUUAUUGCAGAUUGCUAUGAUUACAAGCCAAACAUUGUAAGCGGAGUUUGGUACUGUUGAUCAAAUCUAGAAUUUGUUUGAUUGGUAUUUACUUAGAUUUUGGGCGGGAGGGGUGGUCAUACAGUUGGAAAGUCGUAGGUUCUCAUUUAAAAAAAGUUAAAAGUUCAGGAAAGUUACAACUUUGGUUUUUGAAAUAAAUCAUGCUGCGUUGAAUCCAGGCUUCAGUAAACGAUAAAAAAAAAAAAAUCGAUAUUGUUUAUCUCAAAAUAUAUAACCUAUAGACGAUGUGACCUAUGUUUACAUUCAAACCGCCCUGUAUUGACAAAACACUGUACACGUCAUGUUUCGCCGGACAAAAAGGCACGUAGUCACGGUAAGAUUGCGUGUACUUUCUAGCUUGCUGCCAAAACACAAAGGAUUUGCCCGGCGGUAUGCGCGCGAAUAAUGUUAUGGUUUUCGAGUGACGUCAGAGGUCACAUCAUCUAUACUAGACAUUUAAAUCUGGUUAUUUAUCACACCAUGGCUAAUCUCUCUCAAAUCUAAUGCUCAUUAUCAACAAAAUGUAUACAUACCGACUAUUGUGAGGCAAAUAUUGUUUUCCUGUUUCUAAGAAGUAGUCGUUUAAAUGCUAUGUGAUCUUUACUAAAUCAAACCUUGCUUAGUGUGGUACUUCAGAUUUAAGUCUGGAAAGAUCUUAAUCCAUCAAGCCUUUUCUCCCUUUUGAGGGAGUGUUGGCUCAGAAAAGAACCGGUUUGGCUUCCAGGGGACCAAACCGGUUCUUUUCGGAGCCAACACGCUCUUAAAAGAGAAUGAUUACAUUGUUGUACCCCCCAAGUUUACUAUUAUUAAUACUUUACACCAUACAAAGCUUCAAACAUCUCUUAAGCUUUUUCAAAUGAUUACACAGUGUUUCAAAUUGUCCUAAUCUUGCAUAAUCACUAUUCAGUAAAGUAGGAGACACUUUGUGACUAACAGGAUGCAUCAAUAUCCACCCAUGACCUUCUUAUUGCCAUAAAAUGAAAAUCAAGUUGCGAGACAUUUUUAGCUGAAAUGGCCUUCUUUCCGAGUCGAAUGUUCAUGACAUGAAUGAUGGAUACGGGACUCUGUCAGGCCAGUGUUAAAUCAAACUAGAAUCUUUGACCUUUAUCACAGGGCAGCUAUCUUGAAUUUCUCAUAUUGAUAUCAAUUUAUUACCAAACCAAGACUGGACGAACAAAAUAGUCUGGUUCCUAUUUGCAAAGUCAAAUUUACAAUGUAGCAUUCAUUAUUGUUAUUCGAUACGAGGAACAUGACCAAGAUGGAGACAGCAUGACAAAGGUUUAUUAGAGACUAUUUUGAAGCUGUUCUCGUGCUUCUUUAGCUAUAAGUCAAGGUCAACUGUUGUUCUAUAUCUUCAUGGAAAGUCGCUGUUCCAAGCCAAGUUUGCGCACUAACUAUCGUUGACCAAAGUUCAACUACGUUAGCCCAAACGCUUUCUAGUUGAUGAUAGUUGGACUUCUCUAAAAAUGGUCGACCGUCAAAAUAAAAUUCACCUUGGCUGAAGUUGCAACUUUAUUUCCUUCUUAUGGGAGUUGGUUACAAUUGUCCACAACCAUCUACAUUUCAUUGUUGAAUGUUGCUUUCAGUUUAGAGUUUAAUCUACACUUCAGUUUAAAGUAUUUAAUCAUUUGAUGUGUUCAGUUACCACAGAAAUAAGUUGUGUCAAACUUAGCACUAGUGCAGUAGAAGUGGGUCCAGUUAAUUUGUGUUAUUUCUUGACCAAUUACAAGGGUUUUUGGUUUGUGUUGAAUGGGCUUUUGUAUAUACUGUUUGCCCCUACUGUGAUUGCCUCUGAUUGUCUGGGCGAUGAAUGUUUAGGACCAUAAUAGCUUCAUUAACGUAUAUUUAUGAAUGUAAUCUGCAUUUAUUUAUUGAUGUGCAUUGUUUAUUGUUGUUGUUUUUGUUAUGGUUUUUGUUGGGGGGGGAGGGUUUAGGGAAUCUUUUAAAUUAAGGUUAUUAAAGGGGUUGGAGUGUUCGAUCGGAGCAUGGUUCAGGAAAGCUCAGAGUUGAUAGAACACAGUAUGUGAAACGUUGUAAUGACAAUGUUGACUGCAACUCCAACAAAACAAACUUUGUUUGAACAAAUAUAAAAAGGGGAGGGAUGUCGGACUUUCUUACAGAUGCGAGAGGUAUGGAAGACCAUUGGGUAAAGUUACUUGGUUGCCAUGGCAUUUACAGACUCUUGUAUUGGAAGAGUGAAGGAUGAUUUAGAUGCAUUUUUAAAAUGAACAUAAAUGGAUUGAUUUGUUUUGUUUGUAAAAACUGUAGAUAUAUUACUGUAUAUGUAUUACUAAGUUUUUUUGUUAUGAUGAACAAACUAAAAAUGUUACAAAUGGUUAUCAUAAACUACAACUCAGUGUAGUCUAUUUGA